GUUAAGUAAUUUUUGUGUAAAUACGUUAACUUUUAUAUUUUCAUGUUUUCCUUCUUUAAUACGCCUAAAAAAGUGCAUUUUGUAUUUAAAAACGAAUUAAAAAUAUGAAUCUAGCUCUAAGGCAAGUCCUCACGAGGCAAACCUUUAGAAUAUGCGACAGACUUAGCUAUAAAUGUUUACCAAAACAACUCCCUAUAACCUCAACAAGCCCUGUUAUACAAUUUCGAAACUAUUGCGAUAACAAUGUAGAAACGAGGAAAUUGCCGCAGCUGAUGGAUUUCCCUCCAGUAGUGUGGCCUUCUUUUAUCAAAUUCAUCAAAAACUGGAUGUUUGCGAAUCUGAUUAUUAGACCGUAUUUUGAACCAGAGUUCAGCCUUGCAGAGUUUAUAGAAGCCUCUAAACAUGCAGUACAGGUUGUUUCAGAGGCACUCCAAAAGAGUGAUUUCAAAUCCUUGGAGGGCUUAGUGGACAAGGAGGCCAUUGCAGCCUUAAAGACUGCUAUCUCUCAGUUGUCCGUCACACAACGGCAGCUGUUGUCUAUUGACAAGGAAGACAUCUUCUAUGCUUUUCCGUAUCAGGUUGGAGUUAUGUUUGAUGAGUCAGACAAGCGCUGGGUAGAAAUCACAAUGUGCUAUCAUGUGCUUCGGGGUCUCAAACAAAUGCAGGAGAGUGGGGACUUGCCGCCAGUUUCAUUAGGUGUCCAGCCAGAAUACCAAGACAAAAUCUUCAUCCUAAACUAUAGAUUCAUCAGAGAAUUCACGAAAGGCGUAGAAGAUAGCUGGUGGGUUAACAUAGUGAACCACUUCCAGCCCCAAUCUUUGAUGCGAAAAUAGUGUUACUUUACCCAAUGUUAUCCCCAACUAAGUCAUGUAAAAAAAUGGAAUUAAAUGCAGUCAAAGUUUA
Molecule: messenger RNA, 903 nt
Organism: Cydia splendana
Lineage: Eukaryota; Metazoa; Arthropoda; Insecta; Lepidoptera; Tortricidae
Exons: 4
Coding region: 105-833 (242 amino acids)
Biological process (GO): protein insertion into mitochondrial inner membrane from matrix
Cellular component (GO): mitochondrial inner membrane
Molecular function (GO): ribosome binding
Source: RefSeq, a predicted model, not a curated record